Messenger RNA from Myodes glareolus (Bank vole), 2305 nucleotides. Its product is annotated as interferon-gamma-inducible GTPase 10-like. The record is from RefSeq and is a predicted model, not a curated record. Gene Ontology annotation, cellular component: endoplasmic reticulum membrane. Gene Ontology annotation, molecular function: GTPase activity; GTP binding. Lineage: Eukaryota; Metazoa; Chordata; Mammalia; Rodentia; Cricetidae. Gene Ontology annotation, biological process: autophagosome assembly; innate immune response; cellular response to interferon-beta.
UUUACUGGACUCCUGUGAGGGCAGGGCAGUAGCUAGGGAUAAACUUCAGAGCUCUUCAAACACAGCCUGGCCUCUUCUGCAGGAGUCACACAAGUGCAGUUCACUUGGAUCCCCGAGUGAAGUCUGAUCUGUACAGGUCUGUGUGUUCUUGCUGUGCCUGAUGCUGUGGGAGCUCUUCACUGGAUCUGUUCUCGGCUCUUCCAGCGGGAAGGUUAGGAGCUCAACUCUGCUACCAGAAAUCUCUUUUUCUCAAGGGAGCUGUAUCUUUCGCUGCCAUGGGUCAGACUUCUUCUACACCUGUUGCAGAUGCCCACAAUAUGGUCUCCAGCUUUGAUGCAUUUUUCAAAACUUUCAAGAUGGAAAGCAAAAUCAUUUCUGAGGAGACCAUCAGUUCAAUCCAGAGGUUUAUGGAGCAAGGGGACAUGCAGAAAGCAAUUUCUACAAUCAAUGCUGCUUUGGCAGAGAUCGAGAAGGCCCCUCUGAGCAUUGCAGUGACAGGGGAGACAGGGGCAGGAAAGUCUACUUUCAUCAAUGCCCUGCGGGGCAUAGGACAAGAAGAAAUUGACUCAGCUAGGAGCGGAGUGGUAGAGACCACAAUGGUUAGAGAGAAGUAUACCCACUCGAAGUUCCCUAACGUGACCAUCUGGGAUCUCCCUGGGGUCGGUUCAACUACCUUUAAACCAGAAGAAUAUCUGAAAAAAAUGAAGUUCCAGGAGUAUGACUUUUUUCUCAUCAUCUCAGCCACUCGCUUUAAAGAGAACGAUGCCCAGUUAGCCAAGGCCAUUGGAAAAAUGAAAAAGAAUUUCUAUUUCGUUCGGACAAAAAUUGAUAGUGAUUUGUGGAAUCAGAGAAGAUGUACACCCAAGACCUACAAUAAGGAAAAAACCCUAGAGACUAUCCGAAAAAACUGUGUGGAGAAUCUCCAGAAGGCUGGCAUGGCUCUCAUGCCUGUCUUUUUAGUCUCUAGCAUUGAGGUAGCCCAUUUUGAUUUUCCUCACCUGCAGUUCACCCUUUUGAAGGACCUGCCGGUGCACAAGCGCCACAUCUUCAUGCAGUGCCUUCCUAACGUAACCGAGGCCGCUAUUGACCGCAGGAAAGAUGUUCUGAAACAGAAGAUCUGGCUGGAGGCUCUGAAAUGUGGAGCAUCGGCCACCAUCCCUAUGAUGGUUUUCUUCAAGGAUGACAUUGAGGAACUGGAGAAGACCCUGACCCACUACAGGUCUAGCUUUGGGCUGGAUGACAAAUCACUGGAAAACAUGGCCAGGGAUUUGUCCCUGCCUGUGGAGGAGCUUGAGUCAACCAUUAGGUCACCUCAUUUGCUGUCAUGUGAGACGGAUGAGUCUGUGGGGGACAAGUUGGUGAAAUACCUGGAGAAAGUGUUUGCCGUCACCGGCGGACUCAUAGCCACCGGCCUUUACUUCAGAAAGAGCUACUACCUGCAGAAUUAUUUUCUUGAUGUAGUGACUGAUGAUGCUAAAAUUCUACUGAAGAAGAAAGUUUUCUUAGAGGAGUGUGAGGGCUCUGAGCGAGGCUGCAAAGAUGGGGAAACUGGAAAGAUGGCUUAAGGUGUUCCUGAAGCACCCUGGCCAGGCUGUGAGAACUUCUAGACUUUGUGACCCUUGCUGGGAAAGCCGAGGACUCUGGAAUGUUGUGCCGUGUGGCAGUCAUGUCACAGCCAGCAUGAGUCUUACCAGUGAUAUUUAAAGGGUCUCACUAUGUAGCCAUGACUAUCCUGGAACUCUCUGUAGACCAUUCUGGCCUCGAACUCACACAGAAAUCACCCUGCCUCUGUCUCUGCCUCUUGAGUGCUAGGAUGAAAGGUGUGUACUACCACACCUGGAAGAAAUGAUUUUUUUUUCAUUCAUGUGCCCAUGGCUUGCCUUGGCUCUGUGUGCUCUACUUGUGUGUGCUCAGCACUCACAAGCUGAAAGACGUCUCUGUUCCUCUUAUGGUUGUGAUCGGUUCAGUUCAGAUAAUAGAGGAACAGAAGACAAAAGAGAACCCGUGCCUGAGUGGAAGUAUUUUUUGAAGUACUUCCUCAGAGGUGCAAGUACAUGAGACAGGGAUGUAGUCCGAGGUUUGCACACAGCAGGUUCAGAUAUUCCUCACAUGCUAACAGAGAACUUUUUGUGCAUGAGGGUAGGGAAUACGAGGAAAGAUACUAGUGGUCCAAGGGGAAGUCCCCCCAAAACGCAGAAGCGUAGGGAUAUUUCAUUUGUACUUUAAUAAUUAAAGUUUGCCUGAAGAUCAGAGAGUAAAACAGCCACCCUGGUCAGCCUUACAGACCAGGUAGUGGUGACACACA